Molecule: messenger RNA, 318 nt
Organism: Striga asiatica
Lineage: Eukaryota; Viridiplantae; Streptophyta; Magnoliopsida; Lamiales; Orobanchaceae
Source: the annotation of a GenBank genome assembly
AUGGUAAGAUACUUGGUUUAUGUUCAGCCGACUCUGACCCAUUUUCUUUUUGUUUUCCAUUUGUUACUCUUUUGGCCGUAUUGUGUAGUAAAAAUGGAAAACGAGGAAUUCGACUUCUAUUCGAGGUUUGUCAUAAGAUGUGGGACGUCUCCAUGUAAUCUGUCUUUAGAUCUGAUAAAUGUUCAUUGUUUUAUAAAGAAUGCCUGUAAGGAUGUCCAAGAGAAUUGUUCGGUUAAAGAUGAAGUCGAGAAUAGGGAUAACGUGGAACAGUGGAAGAGGAAUAAGCAUAAGCAAGAUGGUGUUAUGAUGCCUUUUUAG